Messenger RNA from Carassius carassius (crucian carp), 2343 nucleotides. Its product is annotated as estradiol 17-beta-dehydrogenase 2-like. The coding region runs from base 1074 to 2225 and encodes 383 amino acids. The record is from RefSeq and is a predicted model, not a curated record. The transcript is spliced from 5 exons. Lineage: Eukaryota; Metazoa; Chordata; Actinopteri; Cypriniformes; Cyprinidae. Gene Ontology annotation, molecular function: oxidoreductase activity.
CUGAAAGUCAUUCAUGCUAUGCCCAUGUACGUUUCUGCUGCAUUUCAUAAAAUCAGGUUACUCCCUACCAUUAUUUGCCCACACAAUAAGUAAAAGCUUGUUUUUCUUAUGUUCCAUAACCUGUUUUGCAAACCUGGCCUGUUUUGACACCACCUCUUGUGCUGGGACCUCAUCUAUAUCAAGCAUGUUACUUAGGCACAAUAUUUUGAGUUGAAGAGGAAUUUCUCCCUGAAUUAGCAAACAUGCUAACUGGACAACUAUUGUAUACAAACCAUGUGUUUGCAAGUAGGAUGUUUUCAUUGUUUGACCACCUUUUUGGUAAUGGAACAACAUUCCUAUCAACAUUGGGUUUUAGGGAUUGGGGUGUGUGAUUGAACAAUGUUAGCAUAAUAUUGGCAUAACUUUAUAUUACGUUACUGAUUGGGCUAACUAUAAUGGAUAUAGUUAGGGUUAUAUGUGUUUGGCGUGAAUGUUCCAGACAAAAGAUACAGAGCUAGAAACAAAGUCACAGUUACCUGAAAUGAAUGUAUUACCAAAUCAAACAAAAAUCAGUUUACCUGGAAACUUGAAUCUAUUUUCUGUCUGAAAUGCAUCUCGAAUUACAUGAACUUGAUACUACAGCUUGGUGGUUAUGAAAGUAGAUCCAAAUGUUGAUUGAAAUGCUGUCAGGCCAGUAGACAUUUGAGCCAACGAGUGCACCUUUGUAGUUAAUCAGACUAAUGCAUCCAAUUAUGGUGUUAAAAGCACAUUACAUUUUGUCAUCCAUAUCUUUUUAUUGUAUAGUUUUUCAUUUGUUUCAAUGUAGCAGCUUGUAUCUCAAAAUGAGCGUUUUAUUUAAUAAAAUUAUAUAAUUCACCUCCAGCCCAAUUUUUCUACAGCCGUAGGCACGUUUACACAUGCCUAAAUAUACAAAAUAUGAUAUGCACUGGUGGAGGGCGGCAUUCAUGACUCUGUGCAGUGUGAAGCAUAAAACCUGCAAGAUUCAACAAACCAGCUGAGCUCAAUAAUCUCACAGGCGCCUUUCUAGAUCUCCUGAUAGCAUUGGCUGCUUCAUUCUUGUGCCUGCUGUAGAAAUGGAGGGGCUUGUAGAAGGCUGUUUGGGGUUUCUGUACGAUCUGCUGGUGGUAGUCUGUGUUGGGCUCCUGCUUCUGCAGGUUGUUGAGGGUCGGUCAGUGUGGUGGUUGGUGCUGCUUCUGGUUCCGGGAGUCACGUUGAGCUAUUUGGUCCAUUCAAGUGCUCUAAAAGUAGGCCUUGUGAGUGUGCUGUGCAGUGUCAUCCACUAUGUAGGGAGAGAAGGGGUCACGUUGCCUACCCAAAGCAAGGCGGUACUGAUCACAGGUUGUGAUUCGGGUUUUGGUAAUGAUCUGGCCAAGUUUUUAGACAGCGCAGGGAUGAGGGUGUUUGCAGGAGUUCUGGAUGAACUCAGUCCUGGAGCUCUGGAGCUUAAGAAAGCUGAAUCACCAAACCUCACCGUCCUACAGUUAGACAUCACCAACAGCAGCCAGAUCACACAGGCACGCCAGUACAUCCAGAGCCAAACAGGUGAAACAGGACUCUGGGCACUAGUGAACAACGCUGGAGUGCUGGGAUACAUGUGUGAUGGAGAAAUUCUGCCAAUUAAAAUGUAUAAAAAAUGCUUAGAUGUGAAUUUUAUUGGUAGUGUGGAAAUGACACAAGUCUUUCUGCCUCUGAUACGGCAAUCGAAAGGACGACUCAUCAGUAUAUCCAGUAUGGCAGGAGAAGUUCCACUUCCUGGAUUCGCAGGAUAUGGGGCGUCUAAAGCAGCACUGAUCUCUUUCAGUGGAGCGAUUAGACAGGAACUCUCACGCUGGGGAGUCAAAGUCAUCAUCAUUCAACCUGGAGCUUUCAAAACAAAUAUUCUGGGCAGCAGAGAGCAGUGGAAUAGAGCUGAGGAGGACGUCCUCAGCGGUUUGUCUCCGGAAGCGAUGGCAUCUUAUGGAGAAGAGUACAUCCGCUCAAUGCAGCAGCGGCUGCUCCACAUGUCCUCAGUAUCAAGCGCAGACACAGGGCCCUUUCUGGAGGAUUUAAAGCAUGCAAUACUGUCCCCGAGACCAAAAGCCUUUUAUUACCCCGGGGCCUCAGCGUGGGCUUUUCCAUUGCUCUACAGACACUGUCCCACCUCUCUGUCAGACAGAAUCCUCUCACAAAUGUUUAUGAGCAGUGAUCCCCAACCUGCAGAAGUCUUGAAUUCUUGUGCUUGCUGAUGCACACAUUCAGGGUGAAUUCAGGUAAAGUAGACUGUUUAAGUUUGAUUGUACUGUUCUCAAUGGGUUUACACUUUCAGAGCAUAACAAUGGGUUUUAAAUAAAGGGACACUAUUUC